GCGAGAAAGAAAGACGUUUUGUUGUGGUAAUAACAUAAAAAAAAAAAAGUCCUUCAUUUUACCGGAAUAAUUAGUGUUUCCGCUCCGUCUGCUGCUAGUUACACGUCGUAUAACUUCGUCUGUUUUCCACCUGGAGCCAGCAGGAUGUCUGUGACCAUGACCAGGGCUGAGGGGGUCACUGUGUUCACUUUGUCCUCAGACCCCCAAAGUGUUUGUCCUCCACUCUGCCAAAUCCUCAAAGGCCUUUGCUACAGCCCCACAUGCUGCUCUGUGUCUCAGCACCUGAGGAGGGUCCAGGGAUCUUCUCAGUCAGUGCUGGGGGCUCUGCACAUUAUGGUUGGUUUGCUCAACAUCGGCCUUGGAGCGAUCCUCUGCAGCGCUCAAUGGGCCUCAUGGUGGCAAAUGGAUGAGACCUUGUUUCCUCUUUGGUUUGGUGGAGUGUUUAUGUUGCUCGGCAGCAUGUGCAUUGUGUCUGAGAAGUGCCCCAGUCCAUGUCUGGUCAUCGUUAAUGCGAUCCUGAAUGCAGGAGCAGGAGUUGCUUUUGCCAUUGCAGCCAUCGUGCUCUACAGCAUCAAUUUAGCAAACAUGUGGCCGUAUAGGAUGUGUCGUGACGAUUAUUAUGAUGAUUAUUACUAUGGACGCCACAGACACACUACUGCUGCUCCAUCUCCUGGGGAGGAGAUCAUGAAGGAGAAAUGCUUGGAGGGCAAAGAACUGGUUCUGAUGCUUGUGAGAGGUAUGAAUUCUGUGCUAAUUAUCCUGUCCGUCCUGGAGCUCUGCCUCGUAAUCAGCUCCACCGUCCUGGGGAUCAAGUCUCUGAGGAGUCGUGUGAAGGGAGAAAACAAGGAGACUGGUGACCCUGAACUCUACAGUCCACUGCUGGAGGAAGUCACCAGUAACCCCAAAGCCUAAAUAAACAUCUCUGCUUUGUGCUAUCGGUUACCACCUACUAUAAUCCUGUUAAUGUCAAUGGUUUAUACAUGGGUCUUUUCCUACAACUGUUGCUUUAAAAUGUUUGCACUUUUAUUUUAGAUUAUUUUUAUAAUAAGCUGCACUACUUUGUAUAAGCUGCUGCUAAUUCAUUCUCUGUUGAUUGUUUUUUUAAAACGGUUUCUCGAAUAAUGUGCCUUAUAGUCAGUAUGUUUGUGGUUAAAACUGAGUUUAAUGCAAAUGCAUGUAAUGGACAAAAACGUUUUUGUGUACUAUUUACGAUAUUCAGCCGUACAUACUCGACAUUUUGGUGAUUUCUGCUCUGCUGUUAAGAUUAAUAAAACCUAAACUUAUGGAACAGUG
This is a messenger RNA of Centropristis striata (black sea bass), 1293 nucleotides long. Its product is annotated as high affinity immunoglobulin epsilon receptor subunit beta-like. The record is from RefSeq and is a predicted model, not a curated record. Gene Ontology annotation, cellular component: membrane. The transcript is spliced from 7 exons. NCBI's taxonomy places the organism in Eukaryota, Metazoa, Chordata, Actinopteri, Perciformes, Serranidae. Bases 145 to 912 code for a protein of 255 amino acids.